AUGGCGGAGCUUUUUAAUAGUUAUUUUGUCAACAUCGCGGACGGCGUGCCAGAGAUUACUGAACAGAGUUAUGGAAUAGAGUUGGAUGCGCAUCCUAGCAUUCGGGCGAUUUUCAACAACAGUGAACAGCUCGCUGUGAGAAACAAAUUUGUUUUUCAAUAUACUAAUAAAACCCAAGUGGAAGCUUUGUUACUCAAAAUCAACUCCCGCAAAUCCUGUGGUCAUGACGUAAUACCACCGCGACAGGUAAAAGAGUCUGCCAACGCGAUUGCUGGUCCUAUUACUGCAAUAAUGAAUCACUCGAUCAGGACAGGACAGUAUCCGUCGCGCUGGAAAUUAGGUCAAGUUACUCCUUUAUUUAAAAAGGACGAUGAACUGAACAAAAAGCAGUUAUCGACCAGUGACCGUUCUACCUGCGCUCAAUAA
This is a messenger RNA of Stylophora pistillata, 426 nucleotides long. RefSeq lists its product as uncharacterized. Lineage: Eukaryota; Metazoa; Cnidaria; Anthozoa; Scleractinia; Pocilloporidae. The record is from RefSeq and is a predicted model, not a curated record.